AUCACCACAAACGCUAGGGUUUAGCUUUCGGGUUUCACGAAGGAAUGUUAUAUAUCCUCAUCUCAUUUCUUGUUAGAGUCAGACCCUCGUCUCUCAUCUCCUCACAUCUUCUCAGAACCAGAAUCGCAUGCAGCCGCACGGCCUCGUUAAUCCUCAUCCUCUUCUCUUCUUCUCGCAAGUUGCUGCAGGCAGCACCAGGAGCCUCCGUUUGCCGGUGACGUGACACAGUAACAACACAUUGAGACAUCGGGUAACUUUAGUCCUCGUAACAGAGGAUCAAGGCAACUCGUUGAGGGUUUCGUAAUCCAUCCAUCUCUCUUUCAAUACUCUCCCAACUUGCCCAUGCAUUUUUCGGAAAUAAGUCCACCCAUGGAGGUAGCAACGCGAUUCUCAUCCCAAAAUCACUUCCAUCCACACAGCUUCUUUACAAAACCUAACGUCAAACUUCCGGUAAGACAAGCUCACCGCAUCCAAUGUUUUCGUAUACGCUGCAAUGGACCUCGGUUUCACCUCAAUACAACACAUUUUCCUUCGCUGAACCGCUCGCGGUGCUUGAAAUCGUACCGAAAACUUUCCGUUAAUGUCUCCAACGGGGUUCGAGGCGAACACCGUUAUGUCGACGAGCUUUCGAAUAAGGAAAUUAUUCCAAUGCAUAGCGGCAACGACGGGGAAGCAAUUGUUGCUGCUCCUGGUGGUGACGAUUGUAGAACCCCACCUUUCAGACGAAAAACAUUCAAAAACAAGUUUUUGAACUUCGUGCGGUUCAGUUCUGUGAUCAACGAUGCUGCGGAAUCGUUCUUCAAGAGCGAGAUAAGGAGGAGAUUGUUCGUGACUGCCGUGCUGAUUGUGGUUAGUCGUAUUGGUUAUUUCAUUCCUCUUCCUGGAUUUGACAGAAGGUUGAUACCGCAAGACUUCCUUAGCUUUGCCUCUGGAAGUGUUGAUGAACUUGGCGACUUCUCCUACGAGCUCAAGUUAUCUCUUUUCCAGCUUGGAAUUAGUCCCCAGAUAUUUGCGUCUAUUAUUAUGCAGGUACUGUGUCAUGUUAUUCCUUCUCUAGUAAAGCUCCGCAAAGAAGGUUUGGAUGGACACGAGAAGAUUAAGAGUUAUAUAUGGUGGAUGUCAUUUGGCUUUGCAAUUUCGGAAGCUUUUAUAAUAUCUUGCCACUCGCUUCCAUAUUCAAUCUAUGCCGCCAGCCAAUGCGUCAAACAUGUAUUGGUGACAACCUGUUUGUUGGUUUGCGGUGCAAUGACUAUUACAUGGAUCUGUGACACUAUAUCAGAAUCUGGAUUUGGUCAAGGUUCAUCUCUCAUCAUAUGUGUGGGAAUACUCACGGGUUACGUGGAGACGCUACACAAAAUGAUCACUCAGCUUUCCGUGAAUGGUCUGGGUGGUGUGACUUGGUGCCAAUAUCUGCUUGCAGUGUUGGGUAUUUUCACCAUAGUUACUAUGUGGGCAGUUGUGGUAACUGAAAGUUGCAGGAAAGUAAAGCUUCAGUACUAUGGUUUCAAACUUGCUUCUGCUGCAAGGGAGCAAUCACCAAUUACUGAAGUCGAACCGUAUAUUCCUUUCAAUAUUAAUCCAUCUGGAAUGCAACCUGUUCUUACUACCUCUUACCUCUUAGCAUUUCCAAGUAUUCUAGCCAGUCUGCUUCAAUCACGUUUCUGGGAGCACGUAAAGGAGAUAUUGAACCCUGAAAAUUCUGUUGGUGCUGAGCCAUGGGUUUACUAUUCAAUUUAUGCUCUUUUUGUCUUCCUAUUCAAUAUAUUUGAUAUUGCUAACCUGCCAAAGGAAAUUGCUGAUUACUUAAAUAAGAUGGGUGCAAGAAUACCAAACAUAAAGCCUGGAAAGGCUACUAUAGAAUACCUAAUAAAGAUUCAGGCAUCCACACGAUUUUGGGGGGGACUGCUGUUAAGUGUAUUGGCCACUACAUCUACUAUUCUUGAUCACCAUUUACGGCGCAUCAAUGCUGGAUUUGCUAUUGGUUUUACCUCAGUUCUAAUUAUUGUUGGUUCCCUUAUCGAACUUAGAAGAUCAUAUCAAGCAUAUAAUGUGAUGCCAAGCUUAAGCAAUGCUUUGAAACGUUAUGGCGUAUAGCAUCUCUAAAGGCCAUGCUGUCAUACUUCUGCACCAUUCUAUUUAAUACCUCGAGGAUAAUCCUUCGCUCUCUGUUGGUAAGUCGUAUGAAUUUCCAGGAAGCUUGUAUUUCUGAGUUAUACAAGUAUAGCUUGUGGAUCAUACCGUGAGGUCAAGUAGCAUACAAGGUGCUAAAUGCUGCGACUAAAAGUUGAUAAGUGGCAGUAGCUGAUUCAAACGCCUUUUUUUUCUCUCUUUUUAAUUUAUUUAAUAUACGUGUGAAAAAGUUUGUUUGCUGCGAAACUGUUGCUAAUAUAGUUGCUGCUGCUGCAGCUGAACUUUGUACAGGGAAGUACAUACUAGUAGCAAUAUAUUUUAGAAUACUAAUUGGGAGGCAUGUCUUACUACAUUUGAAGGUAAUUUACUCUUACAACUGGAUGAAAUGCCAUGUGAGGCCUUUUCGCUUGAUUAGAUAGCAUUUCGCAUCUCUGUAUGCUUAAACUAAACAUGAAAGAGAUACCUUUCCAAAAAAAGGAAAAUACCUUCUAAUA
Arachis stenosperma is the source of this 2624-nucleotide messenger RNA. RefSeq names its product preprotein translocase subunit SCY2, chloroplastic. NCBI's taxonomy places the organism in Eukaryota, Viridiplantae, Streptophyta, Magnoliopsida, Fabales, Fabaceae. The coding region runs from base 343 to 2094 and encodes 583 amino acids. The transcript is spliced from 13 exons. Gene Ontology annotation, biological process: thylakoid membrane organization; protein localization to chloroplast; SRP-dependent cotranslational protein targeting to membrane, translocation. Gene Ontology annotation, cellular component: plastid envelope; membrane. Gene Ontology annotation, molecular function: transmembrane protein transporter activity; signal sequence receptor activity. The record is from RefSeq and is a predicted model, not a curated record.